UGUGGACAACCAAAAUGGAGAAAGCUCAUUCCGGGAGGUACUGAACAUACCGAGAGGCUAGGUUGGUAAGAGGCAGAGGGAAGUCGAGACAUCGGAGGGAGUGCUCAAACCUCCAGACAGCCCAGCUACCCAACCCUUCAAGCACCACCUGCUCUGCAUGUGGCAGAACCGGCAGGUUGAACAUUUGGACUUACCAGCCAACUCUGAACCGAUCAACCGGAAUUAUAGCAAGUCAUUCUCGAUCCUGAGCAACUGCCUAGGUAGAAGAAGAAUAUGACUCAUGUUUUUGGACAGAUUGUUCCAGCCAGGGAUGCUGCAGUUGUUCAGGCUGACUGAUUGACAUGUCCCUCUGCUGAGGGUGGGAUCAUCUUCCCCAGCACACUCCCCUGCUACCCAGAUUGCAUUCCUGAGCUUUAUGCUGAUGCUCCUAUAUAUAAGUCCAACAGGAAUGUGCAGACAGCAGGACAGCUGGGGCAGCAAUCAUUUCGAGUACGCGUCGACUGGGAACUGCUACAGAUCAGUCUCGCCUCUCCCAGAGAUUCACCAUCGGUCAUGGCGAUCCCUAUCGACCCAGCAGAGGAGCCUCGAAUUUACCAGCAGACUCUGCUGCAGGAGGGGCUCCAGGACCUGCUGGAGAACAACAAGUUUGUGGACUGCACCCUCAAGGUCAAAGACAAGGAGUUUCCAUGCCACCGGCUGGUGCUGGCGGCCUGCAGCCCCUACUUCCGGACCAUGUUCCUCUCGGAUCUCGAGGAGAGCAAGAAGCGAGAAAUCGCCCUGGAGGACGUGGAACCUGAAAUGGUUGAGGUCCUCCUUCGUUACAUCUACACCUCGGAGGUCCAGCUGAGCGACAACAACGUGCAGGACAUCUUCACAGCGGCCAACAUGUUCCAGAUCCCCUCCAUCUUCACCGUCUGCAUCUCCUAUCUGCAGAAGCGUCUGGGCCUGAGUAACUGCCUGGCCAUUUUCAGGCUGGGUUUGAUGCUGGACUGCCCUCGGCUGGCUGUGGGGGCCAGGGACUUUGUCUGCGAUCACUUCAACCUGAUCAGCAAGGACCAGGACUUUCUCCAGUUGACCCCCAACGAGAUCCUUGCCAUCGUGGCCAGCGACUCACUCAACGUGGAAAAGGAAGAGGCUGUCUUUGAGGCGGUAAUGAAUUGGGCGGCCCACGAGGAGAGCCAUCUCAAGGCCUUGCCGGAGCUGUUCGACUGCAUUCGCUUCCGCCUGAUGCCUGCGGAGUACGUGAAGGAGCGCGUCGAGGAGGACCCGAUGGUCAAGUCGAACCCAGAGCUCCUGAAGAAGCUUCAGUUAGUGAAAGAUGCCCAGGAGGGCAAACUGCCCCCGGGAAAGACCAAGAAAGAGAAGCCGGCCGCUGCGGGAACCGAAAACACAGAAGCCACAGUCAGCGCCGAGGCCAAGGAGGAAGAGGAAGAGCUGGUCCCCGGCAUCUUGAAUGAAAACCUACGGUUUGGUAUGUUUGUGAAAGACCUGAUCUUCAUGAUUAAUGAUGAGGCCACCGUGGCCUAUGACCCCACCAACAAUGAAUGUUACUUUGCCUCCAUCUCCAGUAAGAUUCCCAAAAACCACAUCAGCAUAGUGACCAAGCAGAACCAGAUCUUUGUAGCCGGGGGCCUCUACUACAACGAAGGUGAUAAGGAAAACCCACUGCAUUCCUACUUCUUACAGUUUGAUCACCUGGACUCUGACUGGCUGGGGAUGCCACCCUUGCCGUCACCACGCUGUCUCUUCGGUCUGGGCGAAGCUGACAAUGCCAUCUAUGUUAUUGGAGGGAAGGAGGUGAAUGAAGGGGAGAAGACACUGGACACUGUGAUGUGCUAUGAUCGACACACGUUUAAAUGGGGAGAAUCGGAUCCACUUCCAUAUGAAGUGUACGGCCAUUCUGUGUUGUCUCACAAUGCACGGGUGUACGUAAUAGGAGGCAAAGGAAAAGAUAAGAAGUGUUUUAACAAAAUGUGCGUGUAUAACCCCGAGAGGUUCGAAUGGAAGGAGCUGGCUCCUAUGAAGACUGCCCGCUCUUUGUUUGGAGCAACAGUCCACAGAGACAAAAUCUGGGUGGCGACAGGGGUCACAGACAGCGGGCUGACCGGAAGCAUCGAGGUGUACGAUAUAACUACGAACAAGUGGGAAGAAAUGGCGGAGUUCCCUCAGGAGCGUAGCUCAUUGAGCCUGGUCACCCUGUCCAAUUGCCUGUACGCGAUUGGUGGAUUUGCUAUGAUACAAGCUGAAUCUGGGGAUUUUGUCCCAACUGAAAUCAAUGAUAUUUGGAAGUAUGACGACGACAAGGAGGAGUGGAUUGGCAUUCUCCGAGAGAUCCCCUAUGCUGCCACAGCAACCUUCCUCCCAGUACGACUAAAUACUUUAAGAAUGAACAAGUUAUAAGCCAAUACUACUGUAAUAGGAACUGGUUUAAAACAGGUUGUUUGUAUCUGAAUAUUGGAUGAUGGGAAUAAUGUACUCUUUUUCUAAAAAAAAAUUAGCCAAGACUUUUUAGAACCAAUUGUUUUCAGAAAAGCAAUGCAG
Carcharodon carcharias (great white shark) is the source of this 2541-nucleotide messenger RNA. It is a transcript of the gene klhl40b, whose product is annotated as kelch-like family member 40b. The record is from RefSeq and is a predicted model, not a curated record. The coding region runs from base 553 to 2400 and encodes 615 amino acids. Gene Ontology annotation, molecular function: protein binding. NCBI's taxonomy places the organism in Eukaryota, Metazoa, Chordata, Chondrichthyes, Lamniformes, Lamnidae. The transcript is spliced from 6 exons.